Neltuma alba is the source of this 1878-nucleotide messenger RNA. RefSeq names its product receptor like protein 24-like. The coding region runs from base 1 to 1878 and encodes 625 amino acids. Lineage: Eukaryota; Viridiplantae; Streptophyta; Magnoliopsida; Fabales; Fabaceae. The transcript has a single exon. Gene Ontology annotation, molecular function: protein binding. The record is from RefSeq and is a predicted model, not a curated record.
AUGGAAAAUUUGGCGACAUUAGAUCUCUCUCAUAACAACUUGCUAGUUGAUGGAAAUUUAGUUUCUAACCAAAGUCAUCAGUCACCAUUCCCUAAAUUGAGCAACCUCAUGUUGGCUUCUUGCAAGUUGAGCGAGUUUCCAAGAUUUCUCAGACAUCAAUCCAAUUUGUUGUACCUUGACCUAUCCAGCAACCAAAUUCAAGGAACAAUACCCAAUUGGAUUUGGAGGUUUCAUUCAUUGGUUUUCCUAAAUCUUUCCAACAAUUUUCUAACAGAUUUGGAAGGUCCUUUUCAAAACAUUAGCUCCAAUUUGUUUUCUCUUGAUCUUCAUUCCAACCGACUCAAAGGCCCAACUCCCAUACUUCCAAAAAAUGUGUUCCAUUUGGACUACUCAAGCAAUCAGUUCAGCUUAAUUGACCCACCAGAUAUCGGUAACCAUAUCCCUUUCGCAACUUCUCUCUCCCUUGCAAAUAAUAGUUUUCAGGGGAAAAUCCCAGAAUCCCUCUGUAACAUGUCUUCUCUUCGAAUGCUUGAUCUUUCUGAUAAUCAAUUCAAUGGUUCCAUUCCUGAGUGUUUGAUAAGAAUGAGUUCAACUCAUAGGGUGUUGAAUCUAGCUGGAAACAACCUCAUAGGCCAUAUUUCAGACACAUUUUCAACUUCUUGUGCCCUCCAAUUCUUAGACCUAAAUGAAAAUUUCUUGAGUGGUAAAAUCCCAGCAUCUUUGGUUAAUUGCCUUAAACUGCAAGUCAUAAACCUCGGAAACAAUCAAUUGACGGAUAGAUUUCCGUGUUUCUUAGGGAACAUACCCACCCUAAGAGUCAUUAUUCUCAGGUUAAAUAGAUUUUAUGGGAGCCUUGAAUGUCCAAGUACCAAUGGAAAGUGGAAGGCACCUCAAAUUAUUGAUGUGGCGUCAAAUAAUUUAAGUGGUGUUCUACCUGUUGCACUUUUGCAAAGUUGGAAAUCAUUGAUGACGCCUGAUGAAGAUGAUAGCAAAUCAAAGUUGGGCCAAUUGUAUAUUGACAUCUAUGACAACAUUAAUCUCAUGGACGUCAACGUUGGAAUAUCCUCUGUGAACAAAGAUCUUGCAUUGGAGCUAGCCAAAAUUAUAGCAGUAGAAUCACAAUUUGUGAUCAAUAGCAUAUUCUUUGAUGUCAAUGCAUAUGAUUUUGGUCGUCGUAGCUACUUGGAUUCAGUGACAAUUGUCAACAAAGGAAGACAACUAAAGUUGGUCAAGAUUUUGGUCGCCUUUACUUCCUUGGAUUUCUCAUCCAAUCAUUUUGAAGGGCCAAUACCAGAGGAAAUUAUGAAUUUCAAAGCACUUCAUGCAUUGAACUUGUCAAAGAAUGCUUUUUCAGGUAAUAUUCCUUCAUCUGUAGGAAACUUGAAGCAUCUUGAAUCAUUAGACUUGUCAAUGAACUCUAUUAGCGGGAGAAUUCCAUCAGAACUAGCAAGUUUAAAUUUCCUUGCAGUUCUCAACCUCUCCUAUAAUCAUCUGAUAGGGCCAAUCCCAACAGGCACUCAAAUUCAGUCAUUUGAGGCUGAUUCCUUCAAAGGAAACAAUGGUUUAUGUGGGCCUCCAUUGAUACAAAAUUGCAAUUUUGAUGAUGUACCAGGAUUGUUGACCCCGACAUCGUCAUCCAAAACAUCUGAUGAAUCAAAUCAUGGCAGUGACAUUGAUUGGAAUUUCUUAAGUGCUGAAUUGGGAUUUACUUUUGGCCUUGGUAUUAUUAUCUUUCCCAUUAUUUUUUGUCAUCAAUGGAGGUCUCGAUACUUCAAAUAUGUAGACGACAUGCUGUAUAAGGUUAUCCCUCAGAUUGAUUUCACAUAUGAACACCGUGGAGGGCAAACUUAUAGAUCCUUAAGGUGGAAACCUUUCUGA